Molecule: messenger RNA, 1653 nt
Organism: Coprinopsis cinerea okayama7#130
Lineage: Eukaryota; Fungi; Basidiomycota; Agaricomycetes; Agaricales; Psathyrellaceae
Product: Drp1p
Exons: 4
Coding region: 1-1653 (550 amino acids)
Cellular component (GO): Golgi apparatus
Molecular function (GO): antiporter activity
Source: RefSeq, a predicted model, not a curated record
AUGGUCGAACCUCCGAUUACCAGAUCAUGGGAAGUCUCAGAUGGGUUUGGUGCAAUCGCGCGACAGCCAGGGCCGCUUUCUUCUGCAACGGCUCAAAAGAUCGUUGCUGGAAGCCCGCCAGGGUCUUCCGAACCCAGCACGCCAUUACCUCUGUCUGAUACCACGAACAUGCUUCGGAGCGGGUCUCAGGCAUCGAAAAAACCAUCGUCGACGUCGCACACAGAGCGCGCAGGAGGGCCAGAGCCACAGCAGCCACAACCACAUAUCCCUAUCUCGCAGAAACUACGCGUAUACCACGACGACCAGCCUUACGUCGGCCUCGCCUUGCACGAAUCAUCUUCGACAAUCAAAUCUUUGCUUCCUUCUCCACCCACAUCCCCUAUUCCAUCCAGACGGCGCUUCAGGAUUCGAAAACCGCAUCUAUCCCUCCCUCUACCCUCCCUCUACAGCUUCAAACUCGUCCUACGCGAUUUCUUCCUGCAAAUACACGCUCGACUCCCCGGAACGCCUCGAUUACCCGACAAGUUCAAGAACUCUCCGCUGCUGUGGAUUUUCUUGUACUUUGCGCUCAACCUCUCGUUGACGCUGUACAACAAAUAUGUGCUGAUCCAUUUCCCGUUUCCGUAUACCCUGACCGCGCUGCACGCGUUGUGUGGGUCGGCUGGGACGUUUGUGAUGUUGCAUCUUGGGUUGACCACCGACCCGCCCAUUCCGAAUCUGAGUUUGAAGGAGAGCACGGUGUUGGUGUUGUUUAGUUUGCUGUAUACGGUUAAUAUCGUUGUGAGCAACGCGUCGUUGAAGCUUGUCACGGUUCCUUUCCAUCAAGUCGUGCGGGGAUCAGCACCACUAUUCACGAUCGCGUUAUCCGCAAUCCUCUAUCGUAAAGGAUGCAGUCGGGCGAAACUCGUCUCUCUGCUCCCUGUCAUCGCAGGAGUGGGUUUCGCGACAUACGGAGACUAUUACUUCACCCUUUUUGGGUUCCUCAUUACCAUCCUCGGCACUCUGCUCGCAGCACUCAAAACGAUCCUCACGAAUCAGUUCCUCAGCCCGCCAGGGUCCAAUUCGUCGCCUAACCCACUCACGAAGGGUUCGGACGGCUCCGCAGGGGAUACCCUGUCAACCAAACACCAAAAGGUCCCCUCCAUCUUCCGGCACCUCCGACAGACAGACUCUCAGUAUCGCCUGACCACGGCGCGUCUGAGGUUCAACCUUCCCAAGUUGUCCUUGACACCUCUCCAGUUGUUAUACCUCAUGUCGCCUUUGGCCUUUAUCCAGACGACCAUGAUGGCUCACAUGACUGGCGAAUUGGACAGGGUGAACAGGCAUUUGGCGAACCCGCAGCUACCACAUCAUAGUGGCAAUUACAACCCGGUGGGGAUCAUUCGAGGAUCGACGUGGUGGUUGAUUUUAAAUGGUAUCCUGGCGUUUGCGUUGAAUGUCGUUAGCUUCAACUCGAACAAGAGGAUAGGGCCUCUUGGGAUGACAGUUGCAGCGAAUGUCAAGCAAGUCUUGACUGUGCUGUGUGCUGUGGGAUUGUUCAACCUUACUAUCACAUUUACAAAUGGAAUAGGGAUCGUGCUGACGUUGAUUGGAGGGGCGUGGUACGCCUAUGUGGAGGUUCAGGAGAAGAAGCAGACCAAGCGAAGCGGAUGA